This is a messenger RNA of Clonostachys rhizophaga, 678 nucleotides long. NCBI's taxonomy places the organism in Eukaryota, Fungi, Ascomycota, Sordariomycetes, Hypocreales, Bionectriaceae. The record is from the annotation of a GenBank genome assembly.
AUGAGCUCUGUGGUGAUCUACGAUGCGACAACAGCAACAUGCCCUUCAAGUAUCCCAGUUUGCGGUACUUACAUGGCCUACGAUAGCCCGGACAAGACGACCGGCCAGACUGUGAUACGAUGCUCCGAUGGGAAAGCAGCAGCGACGUUCUACAGAGACACCUCGACAUCGAGCAAGGAAGCAUCAGCCAGCUCAUCAUCCACUACGUCGUCCGUUUCCAGCUCUCUCACAACGCUAGUCCGGACGGCUACAGUCACAGUAACCGACAGCACUUCAUCACCAGAGCAGCCGAGUACGACGUCGCCCUCCGCCGUCGCGGCCACCACCACCCCAGGGCACGAGGAUGUGAAUGGGAGCCAAAACCUAGCCUGGAUCGCCGGCCCGAUCGUCGGUGGCAUCGCUGGAAUCGGCAUCGUCGCGCUCCUCGUCUGGAUCGUCUUGCUCCUCCGGAAGCGCAAACAGGCCGAGCAGCAAGGCACAUCACCGGCGAUCAAUAGCUCUUACGCGCCAGGGAAGGGCUCUCCCUCGACCGGCACGGCUUCGUUCUACGUCCCAGGACAGGAGCGGGUAGUGUCGGCGGAACUUUCUGCGCACGAGGUACCGCAGCGACCGGUUGAGCUGCAGGGCAUUGAAUCGGGGCAGUUUCCAGGUCGGAGGCAAGGGGCUGAGCUAGAAUAG